Messenger RNA from Perognathus longimembris pacificus (Pacific pocket mouse), 2965 nucleotides. RefSeq names its product cortactin (gene Cttn). Gene Ontology annotation, biological process: regulation of actin filament polymerization. Gene Ontology annotation, molecular function: actin filament binding. NCBI's taxonomy places the organism in Eukaryota, Metazoa, Chordata, Mammalia, Rodentia, Heteromyidae. The transcript has 18 exons. The record is from RefSeq and is a predicted model, not a curated record. Gene Ontology annotation, cellular component: site of polarized growth; focal adhesion; plasma membrane. The coding region runs from base 151 to 1800 and encodes 549 amino acids.
AGCGGGCCGGGAGCUGCGGGCGCGACGCGGGCCGGGCGCGGGCCGGGACUGCGGCGAAGAGUGCUCCCCAUGCCCGGUGGCUCCUCGCUGCAUCACCGAGUUUCAAACCCACGGUGAGCCGCCUCUGCCUCCGGACAGCGAGAAAGAAAGAUGUGGAAAGCGUCGGCAGGCCAUGCCGUGUCCAUCGCCCAGGACGACGGGGGAGCUGAUGACUGGGAGACUGACCCUGAUUUUGUGAAUGAUGUGAGUGAAAAGGAGCAAAGAUGGGGCGCCAAAACCGUGCAGGGGUCUGGGCACCAGGAGCACAUCAACAUCCACAAGCUGAGAGAAAACGUCUUCCAGGAACACCAGACCCUCAAGGAGAAGGAGCUGGAGACGGGACCCAAAGCCUCCCAUGGCUACGGCGGGAAGUUUGGUGUGGAGCAGGACAGGAUGGAUAAAUCCGCCGUCGGCCACGAGUACCAGUCCAAACUUUCCAAGCACUGCUCGCAGGUUGACUCAGUCCGGGGUUUUGGGGGCAAGUUUGGUGUCCAGAUGGACAGAGUUGAUCAGUCUGCUGUAGGCUUCGAAUACCAGGGGAAGACCGAGAAGCACGCCUCCCAGAAAGACUACUCCAGUGGCUUUGGGGGCAAAUACGGUGUGCAGGCCGACCGGGUGGACAAGAGCGCUGUGGGCUUCGACUACCAGGGCAAGACGGAGAAGCACGAGUCCCAGAAAGAUUACUCCAGGGGGUUUGGUGGCAAGUACGGAAUAGACAAGGACAAUGUGGACAAGAGCGCCGUGGGCUUCGAGUACCAGGGCAAGACGGAGAAGCACGAGUCCCAGAAAGACUAUGUGAAAGGGUUUGGAGGAAAGUUUGGUGUGCAGACAGACAGACAAGACAAGUGUGCCCUUGGCUGGGAUCACCAGGAGAAGCUGCAGCUGCAUGAGUCCCAAAAAGAUUAUAAGACGGGUUUCGGAGGCAGAUUUGGUGUUCAGUCCGAGAGGCAGGACUCCUCCGCUGUGGGGUUUGAUUACAAGGAGAGACUGGCCAAGCACGAGUCCCAGCAAGAUUACGCCAAAGGAUUUGGCGGGAAGUACGGGGUCCAGAAGGAUCGGAUGGAUAAGAACGCGUCCACCUUUGAGGAGGUUGCACAGGUGUCCUCCGCCUACCAGAAGACCAUCCCGGUUGAGGCUGUGACCAGCAAAGCCAGUAACAUCAGAGCCAACUUUGAAAACCUGGCCAAGGAGAGAGAGCAGGAAGACAGGCGGAAGGCGGAGGCCGAGAGAGCUCAGCGGAUGGCCAAGGAAAGGCAGGAGCAGGAGGAAGCCAGGAGGAGGCUGGAAGAGCAAGCCCGAGCCAAGAAGCAGACGCCCCCCGCGUCCCCCACGCCCGAGCCGGCUGAGGAGAGGCCGCCCUCCAGCCCCGUCUACGAGGAUGCAGCCUCGUUCAAGGCAGAGCCCAGCUACCGAGGCCCCGCGGCGGGGAGUGAGCCAGAACCUGCCUACAGCACCAAGGCCACAGACCUCUCAGAGGCCAGCAGCCAGCAGGGCCUGGCCUACACCACGGAGGCCGUCUACGAGAGCACGGAAGCCCCCGGCCACUACCAAGAAGAGAACACAUACGAUGAGUACGAGAACGAUCUGGGUGUCACAGCCAUCGCCCUCUACGACUACCAGGCUGCGGGCGAUGACGAGAUCUCCUUCGACCCCGAUGACAUCAUCACCAACAUCGAGAUGAUCGACGACGGCUGGUGGCGGGGGGUGUGCAAGGGCCGCUACGGGCUCUUCCCGGCCAACUACGUGGAGCUGCGGCAGUAGCCAGGAGCCCGACGCCACCGCGGGGCGCAGGCCACGCCUUGGCCGCGCCGGGGCUCGGCUUGUGUGUUUCCAAAGGAGGGGAGGGGGAUAUACAUACGGCUUUUAUAUUUAAUACUUUCGCUGAUGCUUUCAAAAAUGUCUAUGCCCCAGAACUCGCUAAUAUAUUGUAAUCGUGUUCUUAGGAGGACUUGGGUCAUUGUUCUACCCACUGAAGGAAUCUUUUCUUUUUCUGCCACGUUGCCUGUCACGGGCAGCCACUUUGGGGCCAGUAGUUUUCCUGCGGUGCCGAGUGCUGUGUCCUGGUGUCCAGGGUGACAGUGGCUUCUAGCGCAGGCCGGCGCACUCACGGCCACGUGUGCGGCGUGGACCGGGGCCGGGGGUGGCCAAGGCCAGCCUGGCUUCUUGGGUGAGGAGAGCGGCUGAGUCCAGCCUCAGGAACGAGAACCUCCAGUCUCGCCAUGUGAAAUCACAGGGUUCGUGACAGCUACAACCCAGGCUCCCCGCUAGGCUACCUCCCUGCCUCGUCUCCAUCGCCGCACCUACCUUGGGACCCUGCCUUCCGUGAGGCCCCCGCCCCCGCCCGAAGGGCCACAGGGCCUGUCCCUCCCUGUUUGUCUCCGUUCCAGGCCGCCGCAAAAGGCCCGUGUUAGUGUCAUGCCCGAUGCUGGUGUUGGGCUCAGACCCACAGCCCCCGAAGCCUGGCAGCCCAGUGCGUGUCUGCCCCUGUGGGUGGCAGAGGUUUGCCCCAUCAGGGAGUGUGCUGCUCGCCAAACCAUUCCGGCACAGCACAAGGCAGUGGAUGGGUUUGGCUGAAACUCAAUGGGGGCGAGGCAGAGCUCCCGGGGGCCUCUCCCAGCUGCUCCCGAGUGGCUGGCCCCGCCCGCUGCUUCUCAUGGCGACACCCUGGUCCCCGUGGAGAAGCCGGGAGGCUGGACCGGGCUGUCCUCGCGAGAGCCCAGCAGCCCCUUCCCUGCUUGGGACUCGGAGUGAUGGAGCUUACUGCUGGCCUUUCCUCUCCAGAAGUGCACUACGGCCCAGCCCUGGCCUUUCCACUCCGGGGACAGGCUUUAUAGGCGCCUGUUGUAUCCGCAUUUCUGUAGCACACCUCAUAGGUAUGAUUUUUUUAAUUAUUAAAUAUUCAGAAUAAACUUUUUUGAUUCCAUUA